Molecule: messenger RNA, 1968 nt
Organism: Aureococcus anophagefferens
Lineage: Eukaryota; Pelagophyceae; Pelagomonadales; Pelagomonadaceae
Exons: 1
Coding region: 1-1968 (655 amino acids)
Source: RefSeq, a predicted model, not a curated record
AUGGCGCAGGACGAGAGCUCCGUGGCCCUCGUGGCCCUCGCGCUCCAGAUCGAGGAGCCGCAGCUCACCGAGAAGAUGGCGGACUACCUAAGCAGCGCCGAGGGCCUCGCGGCGCUCUGCGCCUUCAUCACGCUCGACGGCGCGACGAUCGAGCUGCCGAGCUCCGAGGCCGACGCGCCCGCCGACGACGCGUCCGACGGCGACGCGGCGCCGCCGGACCUCGCGCUGGUCCGGAGCUUCCGCGCGGCGCGGCUUUUGGCGGGCGGCGACGACGGCCGCGAGAGCCUGCUGCCGCGCGUCGAGCGGCACGCGGCGCUCGUCGCCCGCGCGCUCUUCGGCGUCUUCGCCGCGGACGCGCGGGGCUGCGCGCGCCACGCCGUCUACGUGCUGGACCGCCUCUUCCGCGUCUACCCCGACGGCGUCUACGACGGUUUGUUGGGCGAAGAAGCCGACGGCCCGCCGAAGGCCCUGGUGAACAUGGUCGACUACCUGGGCCACGCGUCCGUGGCGCGCUUCUUCGUCGAGCUCGUGGCGGGGAACCGGCCGGGGGCCGAGGACGACGACGCGUUCGCGGCGCCCCGGGAGCAGCCGUCGGCGCAAACGCGGUGGCGCUUCGUGAGCGCGCUGAGCUCCCUGCGCUUACUCGCCCUCCUGGCGGCGCGCGCCGCCGAGGACGGCGAGCCGACGACGCCCCUGCCCGAGGCGCGGCACGCGGGCUCCGCGCCGCGCUUCGGCGGCGACGGCGCGGCGCCGCGGCUCUUCGGCGAGGUGCUCGACGUCGUCGUCGACGACGACGCGGGCGAGGUCCUGCUGCAGGCCCUGGCCCACUGCGGCGUCGAGGCCAAACUCGCCGCCGUCGUCGCCGACCGGUCCGCGACCUACGCGCGGCGGCUGGACUGCGCGUCGGCGCUCGCGCUGGCGUGCGCCGCGGGCCGCGACCGCGCCGCGGAGGCGUCGGGCGAGCUCGUGUCGUCGGCGCCGCUGACGGGGAGCGACGGCGACGGCGUGGGCGACUCGCCGCGGCCCAUCCCGCGCGGCGACGCGUCCGACAGCGACGACGACGCGGCGAUCCCCGUCGCGCUGGACGACGCGGGCGACGACGACGCGGAGCUGCUCGAGGCCUCGGGCGUCGAGCUCGCGCUCGACGAGCCGACGUCGCCGCCGCCGCCGAGCGCCGAGCAGCGCCGGGCGUCGCGGUCCGCGCCGACGCGGCGCGCGUUCCACGCGCGGCUCCUGGCGUCGGGGGCUUUGGACGCCGCGUGCGCCGCGGCGCUCGACGUCAACGAGGCCCACGCCAUCGAGCUCGCCGUCAAGCACCCGGGCCGCCAGGCCGGCCCGCCCUUCACGCUCCUGCGGCUGCGGCUGCUGGAGAUCGCGCGGUCGUGCUUCCGGGAAAGCGGCGCGCCGGCCGUCGACGCGGCGCCGGAGCGGUUCUGGGCCGCGCUCUGCGGCUGGUUCUUCGACGCCUUCCCGGAGAACGCCCAGUUCCACCGCCUCUUCUUCGCCCUCGUGUCCACCGCGCUCCGGUGCCGCGGCGCGGCGAAAGCGCACGAGCGGCUCCUCGCGACGUGCGACCUGCCGGGGCGGCUCGCGGCCGCGCUGGAGCGGCGCGGGAGCCGCUUCCCCCACGUCCUCGGCCUCUGCGACGUGCUCCGGCUCCACGCGGCGACGCUGCCGCCGUCCGCGUACGCGCGCGCGUUCCUCGGGAGCCACGGCGCCUGGAGCGCGUCCGAGGCCGCGCGGCUCGAUUUCGCGCGCGAGGCCAACGCGACCCGCCCGCGGGGGCCGCCGGACAUCGACGCCGACGCCGCGCUGCUGGCGGACCUCAACCUCACGCUCGAGAACCCGCUCGUCGUCGACGAGCGCGAGGCCGACGCCGCGGGCGAGGACGUCGACCUCCGCGUGGACCUGGGGAGCCCCUACGCGGCGCUCCUCGGCUUCGAGGACGAGGCGCCCUGGAGUUCGUAA